Messenger RNA from Lodderomyces elongisporus, 972 nucleotides. It is a transcript of the gene BIG1, whose product is annotated as Big1p. Gene Ontology annotation, cellular component: endoplasmic reticulum membrane. Lineage: Eukaryota; Fungi; Ascomycota; Pichiomycetes; Serinales; Debaryomycetaceae. The transcript has a single exon. The coding region runs from base 1 to 972 and encodes 323 amino acids. The record is from RefSeq and is a predicted model, not a curated record. Gene Ontology annotation, biological process: (1->6)-beta-D-glucan biosynthetic process; fungal-type cell wall biogenesis.
AUGUUAUGGAAAACAUUUCUGUUACAGCUUCCAUCGUCACCACUACUAUCACUUCUACUAUUAUCAUUCUUCACUUUCCAAUUAGUGUCAUGCGGAUUAGCUCCUGUGCUAAUUGCUUCCCAUAGGCUUGUGCCUGAUCUAACCCUGGAGUUGCAACAUUCGAACAUCAAGCCACAUGAUGCCAACUCCGUCACCAAUUUGAUCAAGAAGCUUGUUACGCAAUGCUCCUCAAAUGCGUACCUCAUAGUCGACAUACCUGGCAUUACUUACAAGGAUCUUAACGUUGCAAGAAACGAGUACUGGCCAUACCUUCGAAACUACUUGUACAUGUCAUCAACAAUGGUUGGGCUCCCGAAAGUUGAAAACGACGGGCUCGAUCUAAAUUAUUUGGAGGAAUACAUUAUCAAGACAUGCGAAGCAGAAACAAUUGUUGCUCCCAAUGGUGAAGUGGCCGAUUACUAUGAUGUUAGAAAACGGGUAAUCAGGGUGAACUUCAAUGCCAUUGAGAGCGAAAGUCAAAGUCGAGGUUCGUGGCUUCAAGAUUGUGAUCAAAAGUUGAGAAAGAUCUUGAGAAUGUUGCCUUCGCCACACUAUACUGUUAUCUUGACCAGUUCGACUCCCGGUAUUGUACAUCCAGUGCCAGAGAAUAUUAUAAAAAAUCAACCCGAGAAGCACGAAAUCUUCCAUGAUAUUAUAAACAAUCCAAAGCAUAAUGGAGGAGUGGAGAAAAACGAUAGAUUCCACAAAGCUGAACCCAACUGGAACCCUAUACGUGAUUCUAAUACGCGAUACUUGGAGAAGAAGAAAAAAGACGAGAUUCAUCUAUUUGAUUAUGACUUGUGGGUAAAGAAUGAAAAAUUAAUAACUACAGUGUUUGUCAUGAUUUUGAGUUUAUUCAUGUUAAAAACACUUUCCUUUAUGAAUUAUAUCAAAAGCAAAUUUAGAGGCAAGGUUAAAAGAAAACAAAUCUAA